AUGCCACUUAAUCGCAUUCGUUUCAAUGUCGGAGGAUCGGUUUUUGAAACCACUGAUGAAACACUGAACCGUAUUGAUGGAACAAUGCUUAAAGCGUUAUGUCAAGAAAAUUGGGCUGAUUCAAAGAAAGAAGAAAUAUUUAUUGAUCGUGAUCCGACGCACUUCCGACUGAUCUUAAAUUUCUUACGUGAUGGGGCCUCAGCGUUACCUGUCAAUGAAAAAGAUUUGGUGGAAAUAGAACGUGAAGCUGAUUUUUACGGAGUAGCUGAAUUAGCAAGGGCCUGUAGAAAUCAUCUGGAGGAGGUAAAUCUUGGUAAUGAAGUCAAGUGGAAGCCGGAAGCUGUGGAAUAUUACUGGAGAUCGUUUGUGCGAUUUUGGGUAGAUGACAGCCUUAUACUGCCGUUUACAUAUGAAAGAAAUGGGCAUAUGCUUGCCAAAUGUAUAGCUUGUGAUGAGAUACAAGAACCAAAGUGCUCAUAUAAAUAUGACAUACCGGAGGAUACGUGGAGGGCAAUGGCGCAUCAUAUGUUGUACAUGUGCGGUACUGUAACUCAGCUUAUUGGUGACAGCUGUUGCGUGGUUCAGUGGAGCAACGGCCGGAUUAUACAUGUACCCUUAUCGGCUCUAAUGAAAAUUUGCUGA
This is a messenger RNA of Enterobius vermicularis (human pinworm), 642 nucleotides long. Lineage: Eukaryota; Metazoa; Nematoda; Chromadorea; Rhabditida; Oxyuridae. The record is from the annotation of a GenBank genome assembly.